This is a messenger RNA of Cydia amplana, 960 nucleotides long. Its product is annotated as C-type mannose receptor 2-like. Gene Ontology annotation, molecular function: signaling receptor activity. The transcript is spliced from 7 exons. The record is from RefSeq and is a predicted model, not a curated record. Bases 4 to 948 code for a protein of 314 amino acids. NCBI's taxonomy places the organism in Eukaryota, Metazoa, Arthropoda, Insecta, Lepidoptera, Tortricidae.
AAAAUGAUUUUAUUUAGUGUUAUUUCCCUAGCUUUUUGUAUGGCAGUAGUAGUUGUAGCACAUGGCAAAUUAUUCCGGUUUGACUACGACUACUACCAGGAGGCAGAAGGCUGGAUGAAGCUUCACCAAAUCCCGGCAACAUGGCGGGAUGCCAGACUUAGAUGCUUUAGAGAAGGUGCCGCGCUCGCUUCACCAGAAACGGAAAACCUCCGGCAUGCCAUGCAAAGCAUAUUAAUUAACAACCAAGCAGUAACGUGUGGAAUUUUUACUGGGAUACAUGCUACGUACUCUAAAGGAGAUUACAAUUCAAUUGACGGUACCCCAUUGAAUCGGAUCCGAAUCAACUGGGCACCCGAUGAGCCAGACAACACGGAUAACAACGAAGACUGUCUCCUCAUGCUGCCCAACGGCACCAUGGCGGAUGUCAACUGCUCAGACGUUUUCCCAUACGUUUGCUACAAGAAGAAGCUGCCCAACAUGGCGGUUAACACCUGUGGGACUGUGGAUAAUAGUUACGCCUUGGAUACCCGUACAGGCAGCUGCUAUAAGUUUCAUACAGAGCCUCAAACGUGGCCACGCGCGUUCUCUGCGUGCUCGGGUGAAGGCGGCCAUCUUGCCAUUAUUAACAGCGAGACCGAGGCUCAGAUCCUCAGGGAGAUCUAUGCACAGCACCCUCCCGGCAGCCUGCCUGGCAACUUCAUCAAGCACGUGGUUCACAUAGGCCAUACUGAUUGGGAAGAACACGGGAUGUGGAUGACUAUUCACGGACAAAGUUUAAAAGAGGCGGGCUACGACAAGUGGGCAGGCGGUCAGCCGGACAACUCCAGCUCCCAGUUUUGCGGAGCCAUGUUCAACAAUGGCCAGCUCGACAACGUUUGGUGCGAUCGGCCAUGCCCCUUCAUCUGCGAGAAGAAACCGGAUAGCUUACUGGCUGAGGAUGAUUUUUAAAUAUUAACAGAA